Messenger RNA from Sesamum indicum (sesame), 1856 nucleotides. The record is from RefSeq and is a predicted model, not a curated record. Lineage: Eukaryota; Viridiplantae; Streptophyta; Magnoliopsida; Lamiales; Pedaliaceae.
UAUAACGCGUCCUUUUUAAUAAUACCAACUUCGGUUUCAAAACCCCAAAAGCCAACACCACCAAUCCAUGCUUCCCACCACAACCCCUCCCCCGCCGCCGGCCGACCACCACCACCACUCCCCUAAGAAAUCCAAGAAACUGGAACUCAAAACCACCAUCCACUCCGUCAAAUCCCACAUCUCUGGCCACCACUGUGCAUGGCUGACCGUCACCGUCCUCCUCCAGCUCCUAAUUAUCCUCUUCCUCAACCGGGCUUCUCCGUCGCCCCCUCUCCCCUCCUCCCACCGCCGUGACUUCGAGUCCGCCGCCUCCGCCUCCGCCCCCCUCUACGACGAUACCUGCAGAUACGGCCGCAUAUAUGUCUACGAUCUUCCCCCCAUGUUCAACAAAGACCUCCUCGACAACUGCCACGACUUAGACCCCUGGAGCUCCCGCUGCAACGCCGUCUCCAACGGCGGAUUCGGGCCUCCGGCCACCGGACUCGAGGGAGUUGUCCCGGCAAACCUCACCCCAGCUUGGUACUGGACCGAUAUGUACGCCGCGGAAGUCAUAUACCACGAGAGAAUGAUGAGCUACAAAUGCCGAACGCUGAAUCAGGAUCAAGCGACGGCGUUUUACAUCCCGUUCUACGUCGGCCUUGCCGUCGGGAAGUAUCUCUGGUUCAAUUACACGUCAAAAGAUCGCGACUUCCACAGCGAGGAGAUGCUGAAAUGGGUCAAGACCCAGCGGCCCUUCAAGAACUCAAACGGGUCGGAUCAUUUCAUCAUGCUGGGUCGCCUCACCUGGGACUUCCGCAGAUUAACCGACAAUGACGACGAGUGGGGGACCAAAUUCAUCUACAUGCCAUUGAUGAAAAAUGUUCUUCGUCUAGCAGUGGAGAGAAGUCAAUGGGACCCGCUAGAAAUCAGCGUACCCUACCCGACAGCAUUCCACCCGAGAUCCGAACCCGACAUCCGCCAAUGGCAGAGCUUCAUCCGGGACAGAAAACGGGCCAGCCCAUUUACUUUCGUAGGGGCGACCCGGAAGAAGAUCCAGAACGACUUCCGAGGAGUACUAAUGAGCUACUGCAAAAACGAAUCGAGCUCGUGUCGAGUAGUCGAUUGCUCCAUAACACAUUGCUAUGAUGGAGCUCCAGCGAUACUCGAGGCCUUUCUGGAUUCGGACUUUUGCUUACAACCCAAAGGAGAUGGGUUCACUCGAAGAUCCGCAUUCGACUGCAUGCUGGCGGGCUCCAUACCCGUCUACUUUUGGAGGGGCAGCACCGAGUAUCAAUACGAAUGGCACUUGCCUAAAUCGGCACAAACAUAUUCCAUUUUCAUCGACCACAACGUUGUCAGAAACGAUACAUCCAUCAUUAAACAAGUCCUAGAAAAGUAUACCAAAGACGAGAUCAGAAAAAUGAGGGAGACCAUCAUCGAGUUCUUGCCUAGGUUAUUGUAUUCUAGGCCGAAUACGUAUUUGGGGCGUAUAAACGACGCAUUCGAUGUAGCCAUGGAAGGAGUCUUGAGAAAGUUUAAGCAACAAAAGAUGGCAAAUAGAGGGGAAUGAUCACUAUAUUGCUACAAGGUUAGACACACAUUCACUAGAUUAUUUUUUUUUUUAAAAAAAAAUAAUAAUUUUCAUGUUUCUUGAUUUUUUGUUGUAUAGUUUUUUCGAAUUAUUCGAGGAGUAAUAGAAAAAGGGUUUUUGCUAAAUUUAUCCGAAAUAUUUUAUAAAUUAAAAUUCUUACAUUUUAGUAAGAUAUUUUUUGGUUCAUUUGUUUUUUUUCCAUGACACAUAUAUAUGUUUGGAGGAAUUUAAUGUAACAUGUGGUAAAGACAUGAAGAAUAUGAAUAAGAACAAUUGUGUUUGUCUU